CACCUAAGCCCCGACAGCCCUCUGCGGGGAGCGGAGCUGUCUCCCGUGCAAGGGCGGACUGCUGAGCACCGUCUGCCUCUCGCGCCGCAGAGGGGGAGCUGCUCGCACAGCCACGCAGGGAGGGAGCCAGCGCCAGAGCUCAAUGUAAAACCUAUGGAGCAAGAGCCCCUCCGCCGGUGAAGCUGGCAUUGUGACUCUGGUUGGGAGCCCAGCUGUGUAUCCCCCCAGCCUUUCCUUUCUUACUGUGAGCUGUGGACUUUCCCCAGGAUUCAGCCAUGACUACCUCUGCCUUGCGCCGGCAGGUCAAAAACAUUGUGCACAAUUAUUCAGAGGCAGAAAUCAAGGUGCGUGAGGCGACCUCCAAUGAUCCCUGGGGCCCACCCAGCUCCCUGAUGUCUGAGAUUGCCGACCUGACCUUCAACACCGUGGCUUUCGCCGAGGUCAUGGGGAUGAUCUGGAGACGGCUGAAUGAUAGCGGCAAGAACUGGCGCCACGUGUACAAAGCGCUGACCCUUCUGGACUACCUCAUCAAAACCGGAUCGGAGAAGGUGGCCCAUCAAUGCCGGGAGAACCUCUUUACCAUUCAGACUCUAAAAGAUUUCCAGUACAUAGACCGGGAUGGCAAAGACCAGGGCAUAAAUGUCCGGGAGAAAGUCAAGCAGGUCAUGGCUCUGCUGAAGGAUGAGGAGAGGCUGAAGCAGGAACGGGCUUAUGCCCUGAAAACCAAAGAGCGCAUGUCCGUCGAAGGCAUGGGCAUCAGCAGCAACAGCAGCCACCAGCUCUCCUAUGGCCGGCGGACAUCCCAGUACGGAGAGGACUAUGGGAGGCCCCGGGGGUCUCCGUCAUCCUUUAACUCCUCGUCCUCAUCCCCUCAAUUCACCUCCGACCUGGAGCAGGCAAGACCCCAGACCACUGGAGAGGAGGAGCUGCAGUUACAGCUUGCACUGGCUAUGAGUCGAGAGGAAGCUGAAAAGAAGCCAGUUCCUCCAGCCUCCGCCACAGAGGAAGAAAUGCAGUUGCAGAUAGCGCUCACCCUGAGCAAGGUGGAGCACGAGAAGGAAGUGAGGGCCUGGCAAGGAGAGAACUCGCUGCUACAGAAGACCCUGGAAGAGACCCAGCCGGGUGUAGAGGAGGAGGAAGAAGAGGACAAGCUGAAGAACAGUCAGUCCUCUAUUUUGGAGCUGGCAGACAUUUUUGGCCCAGUGCCGGCCACUUCAACCCGUGCUUCUGCUGACCCGUGGGAUAUUCCAGAUCUCAAGUCAAAUGCGGAGUCAGCAUCAACCUCUUGGGCCCCUUCUGCUGACCCCUGGGCUCCCAUCCCUGCUGCUUCCAGCGAUCCCCUAAGCCAGACAGCAUCUACCAACCAAGCCUUGGCAGCGCCUUGGGACCUGCCCCCUGUUGUCUCCUCCUCCUCCGAUCCUUGGGGGAAGACGCCCCUGUCUUCAAGUUUCUCUGCUGUAGACCCCUGGGUGAAAGCAUCCCCGCCCCCACCCGCUGCUGCCGAUCCCUGGAGAAGUGCUGUCGAGAACCCUCCCAAGGCCGCUUCAGGUGGUGACGCUUUUGACUUGUUUGCAAACCCAGUGGAGCCAACAGAGCAGCCAGAGCAAGACAAAAUACAGGCCCCAUCAUCUCGCAGAUCCACCAGCCCUUUGGACUUGGACCCCUUUGGUGACCCGGUUCUGAUGACCAAGCAGGACGGAGCCAAGAGUUUUGAUCUCACCAGCCUUGCAGACUCCCUUGCCGACUCCAGGAAAGACUGUAAAACGCCAGAGUCCUUCCUUGACCCUGCCGCCUCCUCCCUGGUCAAUUUGGACUCAUUGGUCACGGCCCCCCAGACCGCCAAGACCCGUAACCCAUUUUUGUCAGGUCUCAGUGCACCUUCUCCCACGAACCCAUUCAGCAUUGGUGACCAGGCCAAGCCGACGCUCAAUCAGAUGCGGACCAGCUCCCCGGUGCCAGGUGUGGCCAUGGGAAUGACCAUGAACUCCAUGACGUACAGUGCUUCGCUUCCUCUUCCGCUCAGCAGCAUCCCAUCAGCAGUGACCCUCCCCGCCUCCAUGAGUGCCUUCCCGCAGGCUGGAGCAGGUCCUUUUCCAGAGCUGCCCAGUAACUUGCCCCAGCCUUUAUUGCCACUGACUGGCUCUACUCCUCUCCCCCCAUCACAGGGAGGGAGGAACCCUUUCCUCUGAAGCCUCUGGAUCCGUGUUACGUGUAGUCUCUCUUGCCCCUUCCCCAGCUGUUUAUACAGAAAUCCCAGCGUUUCCUCAUGCAAAGGCCUUCAGGGCACUGGCUCAUUAGCUGUGAUGGAGGAAACCUCUCAUCUGCAACUCCUAUUCCAGCACCUGCCUGGGUCACAGAUAGACAGUUAGCAUGAAUAUCCUUGCUUGAAGUGCUAGAGACGAGCCUGUUCCAGCAUGGUGGGCAACAGAUGGCUAGAUCUGCCUCUGAUGGCAACGAGGAUGCUCUUGUCAUCAGCUGGCCUUGCUGUGGUGGGCACCGAGUUGAUGGCAGGGCCCUAAGAAAGGGCUGCAAUUAUCCAGGGCCCCCUGUGCUCCAGUGCUUUCUGCGAGGCCGCAGCCCAGUGUGAAGCCUUUUCACAGAUGCCUAGUCUCCACAGGUCUCUUAGAGUUCAUCCUGGGGUCUUCCAGGCAAGGAGGAAUCCUUGUGUAAUUGCACAGAAGGUGCAAUCCUCUGUUGAGGCUUGCAGCCACAAAGCUUGCAUGGAGCAGGGGCUGGGUGACCGUGGUUUGGGACAUUUCCAGGGACAGAAAUCCUCUGAGCCCCUUGCCUUCGCCAGAGUCACCGGGUGCUUCUCUGGUUACUGCACCCGGCUGCGGCCACCCACGUGCUUCCACUUGAAUGCUAAGGUUUGAGACCCUCUUCCUCUGCCUCCUCACCCCCGUAUUUGGGUGCCAAUCUUGGGAAGCCUGCUGUCCCCUAAAUGUUACUCAGCUUGGGUGCUGGUUCAGGGAACCACUCUCCUCUGCUGCUGUCUCCUGUGCUAUUCUCCUGGAGACUGACCUCCGCUCCUGACCUUUUGCAGAUGCUCCCGGUACACUAUACACACCCUAGCCUUGGUGCAUAUCCUUUCAGCCUGACCCUGUCCCUCGAAACUCCCUGCUUGCACAGCCCUGACAGGCCUGUAUGGCUUCUCCAGUUGCUGGAUCCCAGUUUCGACCACUUGAUGCUCUCCUGCCAGGACGGCUGUACGGUGUGGGAUAUGCACGCAGAGGGCUAGGAUUAUGUGUCCGGGAGAUGAACAGGGCUGGAUAGGGUUUUCUAGGCCAUGAAGUCCUCUUCCCUCCAUUUGCAGGCAGUCAUUAACCCAAGGAAGCCCCCAAAUCUAGGAGAUUGCUUGGGUUAAGCUCCAAGUGCCAGCUGUGCUGACUAUAUAGCCUCCAUGCCAGUGCCUGUCUGGGAGGUGGUAGCUUAGGGGAUGUCACACGGCAGGGGAGGGAGCGGGGCGAAGGGAGUUGUGCUGUACAGUUGGCAUCGCUUUAGUGCAUAUGUUCAAACACUUCUCUAAAGCAGCAGCGGCAGCCCCAACUCCACUGCCCCCGAGAGUGGUGGCUCUACCAGACCAUAGGAAAACAUGAACUGACUGUAAACAAUAAAAUAUUCUAGCAGCU
Molecule: messenger RNA, 3629 nt
Organism: Gavialis gangeticus (Gharial)
Lineage: Eukaryota; Metazoa; Chordata; Crocodylia; Gavialidae
Gene: EPN3
Product: epsin 3
Exons: 10
Coding region: 276-2189 (637 amino acids)
Biological process (GO): endocytosis
Cellular component (GO): plasma membrane; clathrin vesicle coat; endosome
Molecular function (GO): clathrin binding; phospholipid binding
Source: RefSeq, a predicted model, not a curated record